GUUAGCCUGAUUGACUGACCUCACACGCCAAGCAGCAGGCAGACAGGCAGGGACCCUGGCUGUUUGUGCUAAGCAGCAAAGAACCGGCGUUGUGCCGCGAUGGCUGGCAGUGCCGGCUCGCCUGCAGCAGCUCCGGCAGGGGGCCAUCGCCCCCACGUAAGGGAGCGGAGCUGCAACUUGAACCAGGCAACAGCGACACAUUCACAAUCGGAUAGCAAUCACAUGGCCAACCGCGCCGCCGAUCAUCCUACCGCGAACAGGGAAGGCGGCGGGCCAAUUGCAGUGGAAACCAGAUGCUCUUGUUCUGCGGAGACGGGGGUGGCGGGUGUGAAAGCGAAAAUGUCAGACAUGCCAGCGACCUCGGGGAUGCCUAUGAGGACCCUUCGCAGGCAGACCGUUGCUGCGGAGGGGCGGAAGGACUCCAGGGUGGACGGCGUAGACAGGCUGAGCGAUGGCACUUUUGCUACCGUACUGGCGCCGGGUGUUGUUGUCGGAUCCGGGGGAGGCUCGGAUGUGAACGUCGGGCUAGAUGUGAUAGGAGGAAGGGGGCGAGGGGAAGGAGGAGGAGGAGGAGGAGGAGGCGGAGGAGGAGGAGGCGGAGGAGGAGGAGGCGGAGUAGUUGACCUGGGAGGAGGAGGAGAGUCUGACCUAGAAUAUGGUCGGGGUUCGGCGGAGUCGUAUUCAAGUAGCGGUGUCUCGCCCACGGGCCCACUUGCGGACCCCGGGCACCCUCUGGAUUGGCUGAGAUCGCACCACAAUCCGGAGUCUCCCCUCAACAGUGCACCGAGCACGGGUCCCAACACUCCCAAGGGACAGGAGGCCAUCGAAAGCUGGAAUCGUUGGGCCCUGGAGCCGACGUCUCAAAUCGGCCUCGUGGCCAGCAGCCGAGAUGAUGACCAGGAACAAGGGGCAUCAGUCGGUGGUCCUCGGAAGAAGCCGGGCAACGUGAGUCGUCGUUGGCGGAGGUGUUGGCACUGGGUCGGGAGUCCGAAGUCCAAGAAGCUUCGACGAGUAACCUGCGUUUUCCUUGUCCUCUCGUGUAUAGCUUCGUGGUGGGGGACCGUCUACUUGAUUGGAGGAGAGAGCGCUGGGCCGAACAGUGAGAUCUUUGCUACCAUCUCGCUGCUGUUGGUGGCCUACGCGGUGGGCGAGAUGUCCUACCGGAUUCUGGGUAUCCACCCCCUCCUGGGGAGCUUUGUGGGGGGGUUCGUUCUGAGAUACGUCCCCGGCGUGGAGGUCGGAGAGUCCCUGUCCGGCAAAUUGGCGGGGCACAUCCGAAAUUUGGCCCUGGUCAUCAUCUUGCUGCGCGCGGGACUAAGCCUCGAUGUGCGGUCGUUGGUUAACAUUCCAGAGCUGUGCGUAGUGUCGCCCACCGUGCCGCUCGCGGUGGAAACGACUGUCGUGGCGGCGCUUCUCGCUUGGUUGCUGAACUUCAGCUGGACGUGGGCCUUCAUGGCCGGCUUCAUUGUGUCUGCUGCGUCGCCAGGAGUCGUGGUGCCCAUCUUGCUCCCGCUGGCCGAGAAGGGCUAUGGUGUGGAUGCGGGCAUUCCGUCGCUGGUUCUUGCUGUGGCCGCCUUGUGCGACGUCUUGGCCCUCGUGGGAUUCUCCGCGUUCGCGGAAGCAGCGUUCGAGGGUAGAGGAGCUUCAAUGAGCGUCGCCCGCGUGUUCUCGGAGCUGGUCUCGGGCGUGCUGGGCGGUCUGCUGGCCGGCUUAUUGAUUACCUUCUUGGUACCUCGAGGAACCAUCGUGGAGCCAGACACAGACGUCGCCAGCCUGAAGAAAACCGUCGCCCACGACGAGAUAGAUGGUCGAUCCAUCGCUACCAAGAGGACCGUGCUGUUAGUUGGCAUGGGAUUCGUCACGUACUACGCUUUCAAGCACUAUCACUACACGGGAGCUGCAGCUAUGGCUGCAUUUGUCAUGGGCAUCCUUCCCGCCCAGGGUUGGGGUCGUCGGAGGACCGGCAGAACGCAAGCACAGAUAGCCAGACUCUGGAUCUAUGUCGCCCAGCCGCUCCUGUUCGGGGUGAUCGGCGCCAGGUUAGAGAUUGGCAUGCUGACUCCAUCUUUGCUUUGGAAAGAAUUCGUUAUCUUGCUCGUCGCCGGAGUGUUGCGAUGGGUGGUGACGGUUCUCGUCACAUCCGUUGGGCAUGUCACCCUCGGCGAGAGAAUGUUCAUUGCCAGCGCUUGGGUAUCGAAAGCCACAGUGCAGGCAGCGAUUGGUCCGCUGCCGCUGCAGGAAGCACGUGCCAAAGGCCACCCCAUGGAAAUAGCCAUGGGUGAAAAGGUGCUGGUGCUUGCCACCUUAGCUAUUCUUGUCGCGGCUCCUACGGGAGCCAUUCUUUCCAAGAUUUUGGGCCCCAGGCUUCUCACAAAGGGGGAAUCAAAGGGUGCUGACCUAGCAGGCCAUUGAUCCAUCCUUGUUACUCUGGCUUCCUCGCUCAGCUACAUUUGCGGCUGGCAAGUGCAGCCAAGAGCUG
Molecule: messenger RNA, 2479 nt
Organism: Chara braunii
Lineage: Eukaryota; Viridiplantae; Streptophyta; Charophyceae; Charales; Characeae
Source: the annotation of a GenBank genome assembly